GAGAAAUUACUUUGUCGGUGCUGCUCCGGGUUUGAGGGGAUUUUAACGCUCGGGCUCCGCGCACGAAGAUGCUAAAAAGUUGAGGCUUGUCGCCGCGGGAGACGUCCGCGGGGUUUGCGAGGUGGUUCUCGCCGGAAAACUCCCAUGGGACGACGGGAAGAACAACCUCUGCUCGGCCGUCCAAGGUGUGGCUGGUAGAGCAGCUCGAGGUAGAGGGCCCUCCCCCCCCUCACCCUUCCCCCCCUGGUGCCCUUUGAAGGAGGAGAGCAGUGUCCUCGUUUUGUUUGUUUUUUUCUUUUUCUGCCCGGAAGCAACCCUCCAACUUGUGACUUCAUGAUCACAUGACCGUGGAUAUGGACGCAGUCCUAUCCGACUUUGUCCGUUCCACUGGAGCUGAACCGGGAUUGGCCAGAGAUCUGCUAGAGGGCAAGAACUGGGAUUUCACUGCUGCACUCAGCGACUUCGAGCAGCUUCGACAGGUGCAUGCUGGGAACCUGACGUAUUCUUUCGCAGAGGAUAGAACGUUUCUGCCUCUGGAAAAAGAGAUGGCGAGGGUAGGACGGCCCAUCCUCCACCGGCAGGACGAGGUGGUGCAAGCCACAGAGAAGCGGCUGUCCAGGGGUAUUUCUCACGCCAGUUCAACCAUCGUGUCCCUGGCCCGUUCUCACGUCUCCAGCACCGGCGGCAGCAGCAAUGAGCCGCUUCUGGACACGCCCCUGUGCACUUUCCAACUACCAGACCUCACCGUGUACCAGGAUGACUUCCGUGGUUUCAUCGAGAGGGAUCUCAUAGAGCAGUCGAUGAUGGUGGCCUUGGAGCAUGCAGGUCGACUGAACUGGUGGACAAAAGUAGUUUCAAACUGUCAGAAUCUGCUGCCGCUGGCAACGAGCGGAGAUGGAAACUGCCUGUUACACGCAGCCUCGCUCGGCAUGUGGGGCUUUCAUGACCGGGACCUGAUGCUGCGCAAGUCGCUCUACGCGCUGAUGGAUCACGGGCUGGAGAGAGAGGCACUGAAGCGCAGGUGGAGGUGGCAGCAGACCCAGCAGAACAAAGAGUCCGGUCUGGUGUACACGGAGGAGGAGUGGCAGAAGGAGUGGAAUGAACUGUUGAAGUUAGCCUCCAGUGAGCCGAGAAUACACUACAGCACCAACGGCACCAACGGGGCGGAGUCUUCGGAUGAACCGGUUUACGAGAGUUUGGAGGAGUUUCACGUCUUUGUGCUGGCCCACGUUCUCAGACGACCCAUAGUGGUGGUGGCCGACACCAUGCUCAGGGACUCUGGAGGAGAGGCCUUUGCUCCCAUCCCGUUCGGAGGCAUAUACCUACCGCUGGAGGUGCCAGCUGCUAAGUGCCAUCGCUCGCCGCUGGUCCUGGCGUAUGACCAGGCGCACUUCUCAGCGCUGGUCUCGAUGGAGCAGAAGCACAGCUCCAAAGAGCAAGUUGUGAUCCCUCUCACGGACUCGGAGCACAAAAUGCUGCCUCUGCACUUCGCUGUGGAUCCUGGGAAAGACUGGGAGUGGGGCAAGGAUGACUCAGACAAUGUGAUGCUGGCAAGUGUGGCCCUUUCUUUGGAGGCCAAGCUCCAGAUGUUACACAGCUACAUGACGGUCACCUGGCUGCCUCUGCCCUGCGAGCAAGCGCCUCUGGCACAGCCCGAGUCUCCCACUGCAUCGGCAGGAGAGGAUACACGCACGCCUCCUGACUCAGGCGAGUCUGACAAGGAGUCAGUCAGCAGCAGCUCCAACGGCAACUGUGACACGACCACGGGAUCAACGACCUUUGGAGGCGGGACCUUGGCCAAGAACGGCUCCUCGUCCUCGUCUAGUUCUUCUAGCACGGGUUCGGCAGGGACAGGAACGGGGACAGCAGGGAAGGACAAAACCAAGAAGGACAAGGAUAAAGACAAGAAGAGGGCAGACUCUGUGGCCAAUAAGCUCGGCAGUUUUGGCAAGAGCCUGGGCAGCAAGCUGAAAAAGAACGUGGGCGGCCUGAUGACGGGAAAGAACGCUGGAGCUGGAGGUGCCAAGCAGGAGGGCGGGGAGAAGAAGAAGGGCUCAUUCAGGGGGAGGAAGGGCAGCAAGGACAGCUCGCCUUCAGCCCAGGCCUCGGAGGAUUCUGGGAAAGGCUCCCCCUCCUCAGGUAGCGAGCGUCUCAACGGAACGGGAAGCAGUAUGAGCAGCAGCGGUGGGAGCAGUAUCGAGAACGAGACGUACAAGUACAGUGCGGACGUGAAGGUCAGCCUCGGCAUCCUGCGAGCCGCCAUGCAGGGGGAGAGGAAGUUGAUCUUCUCCAGCCUGCUCACCACGAGCAACAGGCAGCCCUUCCAGGAGGAGAUGAUCCAGCGCUACCUGACCGACGCAGAGGAGCGAUUUCGGGCUGAGCAGGAGCAGCAGCGUCGGGACGUCGAGAGGAAGGGCGUCACCAACGGCAUCCAGCCAUCCAAGAAGGAGGUGGUUGUUGGUACGGAGCUGAGUUACCGGCCUUACGAGGCCAAGGAGGUGCUGUCAGAGAACUCGUCCCCUUCCUUCAACCCUCUCAAAUCCUGUCCUCUGAGCCCCUCCAUGUACUCUGGGGUCAUUCCCAUCCCCCGGCCCUCCUUCAUAGAUCAGACUCCUGCUGCCGCACCCCUCACCCAGCACCUGCACAUGCACGGCUACAUGGAGAAUCGGCGGCAGCUAGCCGGCGGCUCCCCAGUCACCUCCUACCCCGGCCUCCCCUCGUACGCCACACUUCCGCGACACUGCCCCACAACACAGGGACCCUCGCACCCACAGUACAAUAUCCCACAAGGCCCCUCCUCCCUCAGUCCCUCCCGCCUCGCGCCCUCGUACCCCCCAGAGCUCGUCCCACCAGACUACCCCGUGUCUGAACCUGCUGCUGCUGGGAGCUACACCAACGGCUUCCGGGACAUCCACCCCAACCUAGACUCUCGGAGCGGGCAACCCCCCGUCAGACACUACUCGCUGGGCAGCGCCGCUGGUUUGGCCGGCCUGCCGUCCAGCCGCUGUCGAACACCCAGCUGCCCCUACUUCGGACACCCCGAGACGGGCAACUACUGCUCCUACUGCUACCGGGAGGAGCUGAAGAAGAGGGAGCCGGAGCCGGCCAUCCACAGGUUCUGAGCGGACCUUGCUCUGGCUCGAAUUCGUUGAGUGGCCUUUUUCAGUUAAAGUGACGGCUGGAGCGGAUCAGCCUCUGUACGGACGAGAUGAACGUGGGACAGCCCGCUCCCUCUCUCCGCGGUGUCACCUCCACCUCAGUGCGUGACGGAGAGUCGACUCCAGUCCUGAACGAGCAGGGUGACGUCUGACUGCAGGGGAGAUGGUUUUAGACCAUAGGACAAACUAACUGCACUUCUGUUACAUUUUGCUGUGGCUCUUAUGCAGGUGUCGUGUAUGAGUUUGUGUGUGUGUGUGCGUGUGUUUGUGUGUGAGCUGCAGGCUCUCCUCCUUUAUCACAUUUUAAACGCCUUGCUAUUGUCUCCUCCUAGUGGAGAGAAUGUAUGUGGCAGGCGUCGUACAUAACACUUAUCUACACACAGUGCAUGCACACAUACACACACCAAGUCAGACUCACACUACACAAACAGCGAUGCAAGCACAAACAACAAAGGGCACGAGUGUCUCCUCUCCGUUUGUGCUCCGUGAUAAUGUUCGGCUGGUGAGUUGAGGGACGUUUGAGCAUUUUGAAGUCACAUCCUCUGAGGGUGAUAUCAGUGAUUUCAUUUGACACUACUGUUACUAGAUGCUUGCAUCACACGUACCUCGGGAAACAGCAGAGUCAAUCCUUUUCUUUCGUCGGUCCCCAUUUGCGUAAUGCAAAAUUGCAACUACCGUGCAAUGCUAAUCGUCAAGCGUUCUGUAGGCUGCUGUGGUGCUAACGUUCCGGAUUUGCAAACACGUAAAUGUCCAUGCAUCCAACACCACUGUCCUGCAUUGUUAGUAGUAUCCUCUCCGGCUGAAACAAACUAUACAUUUUGUCCAAGUCAUAUAUCUAUACAUUGGAUUUUGAAGAUGUCAGCAGUCGGUCGCAUAAUUGACCCGGCGUCGUAGAACAAGAAGACAUAGCAACGUAGGUCAAUAGUAAGAAGCUGUUCCCAGAGCCUGAUUCAGAGGGUUUCACACGUGGUUGGAAUGUUUCUCUAUCGGGUCUUCCUGGUUCUGUUCAAAAUGGGACGGUGUUGGGGCGUUUGAUUAUUGUGGCCGACGCAGGUUAUGCAAUACAACACACUACAAGGUGAAGAUGUCACAUCCAGACCAGCAGAAUUUGGAGACGCGUUUGAAUAUAGCGUUUUAAAUAAGGUUUGUUUAAAAUGCCAUGCAAUACAUUUUGGAUUUCAGACGGGUCAAAGUUUCUGUACAGCAAACGACGGGAGUUGUUAAUUAAUCCGUUCACACGAGUCUGCAUCAGAGUGGAAAACGUCUGCAGUCGUAAUUGUCUCCAACUUCUGUUUCUGUGAUGCUGCUUUGCAUUCGUUCACUGAUCAUUCACAUUGCACUGACGAGCUCUGGUUCCCCGAACGUCACGACAAACCCUCGACACUCUGCUGCUGCUUUCAGAAAAACGGUUUCUCAUCGUCACACUAAAGGUUCACGUCUCCUCCCCGGAGGGACAUCUCACUCCUCAUUGGCUCGGUCGCCCACUGCAAAAUGUUCAAAGUUCUACUGAAGGCGACGUCCUGACUCCUGGCAUUUGUCUCGCCCCCGAAACCUGAUCUAUCUCUCUCUCUCUCUUUUUUUGCACAAAGUCAAGCACUUUCCUGAUGUCCGUCGAUACCGUAUGUUUUGCUGUUUUUCGGAAGUGGCCUGACUGUCGUCCUGUGUUCAUCUCUGCAGACACUGCCACCUCUGUUCAUGGGAAAUUAGGGGCCUGAGGGUUUUUUUCUCUAAAGGAUUCAGUUACUGUAGAGCUGCAGCAUUUCGGUGCCAGUGUCACCGUCUAACUCAAUUUCCUAGUUGCCUUUUUUGACAUUUGUCCUCGCGGCAUCACCAUGUAUUUCCUCUGAAAAGAAAAAAAUGAGCUAAAUCCCAUAAUCCACUGCUUGCUUCAUCGCCUGCAGUCUUGACGACUACUGCCCCCUAAAUUGUAACAUAUUAAUAUUAUUUUAAUUUGUGUUGACGCUUUUGAAAUCAUGCCAUUAUUCUCUUCUCAGCCCGGCAGAGAGUAUCACUGAGUUGAUACCAGCGGAUGUUCUGUCUUUGAGUUUUUCCUUGUUAUCAUUUUAAGGCUGUUUUUGUUGUGCAAAUGUCAAAAUGACUACUUAAAUACUGAAUAAUCUCCCUUAUGAUAAAGCCAUGGUGGAGGGACCCUCGCUGCUCCACUCCUCCGGCAUGAAGUCCAAUAGAAAAGCACAAUUUAGUAUGCAAGUCACUGCCUUGCCCAGUUGAGGGCGCCCUUGAUUUAGUUGUUUUUUUUCUUUGAAUCCAGUAUUUGGAGUUUGCCCUCGUUGCUCGAAACCCAAACUACAAACACAAAUGACCAAAAUGUCAGAGGAAUAAAUCUCACACGUACUAAUUUAACACUAUAACAAUAUGUUUAGGUAUUUUCCAACAAUUGCAGAUGCUGUUAAAUGAAGGAGGGAGGCUUUUUUUUUUUUUUUUUUUUGCCGUGCAUUUAAGGACAAUAAAAACACUGUUUCCCAAGAAAACAUUUGCUGUGUUUGUGUGUUGACGUGUUCAUGCACUAGCAUUUAAAAAAUCCCAUCAAAUGUUCUCUUCCUCUGGGGAAAGCGAUGCCUGUUCAACAAAGAAAAAGAAAAGUGUAUGUGUGCGUUCUCUCUGUCCUCCCUCCAAAGUAAUAACUAGCUUAAUGAAUCCAUUUCUUAUUUUUAUUUUUGCAACGAAAACGGAUGCCUCAGAACUGUGUUUCAAAACAUCGGACUCCACAGGCUAGACUUUUUUGUAUUUAAGAUUUAAAAAAAAAACAAUGAGAGGUUGUACGAGUAUGUUCCAUGUUAUUUUUGUAAAAGCCCAAAGUUUUACAGUGUUUUUAAAAGAAAUGGUAAGAAUGUAUAUUGUUGGAAACUGAAGCAGGGACGGACGAUGAGCGUGUACGAGCCUGGGUUCGGUGCAGAGCUGUUGUUGAAGGCCACUCCCAGACGGCUCCCUCAUUGCAAACUAAUUUCCUUAAUGCUGACCUAACGAGAUACCAUUUGAGAAUAUAUAUAUUUAUAGUGAGAUUUUUUUAAUAGGUUUCCUUGUGGAAUGUUUAGUUAAGGCGAGUUAGGAUGUUCUUUCUCACAUGGCUAAUUGUCAUAGCAGUCUGGCUUUUUAUUUGUUGCAUUUUGAUUUGUACAUUUCAUUUCCGUUUUUUUUUUUUUUUUGUUUCUCCUACCAAAACCAACCCAUGCUAUGCUGAAACGUGACGGGAGCGUUCUGCACGUUUCCUCCGAACCUGAAGAGAAAUGGCUCAGAAUUAGUUUUGCAACACAACUGACCCGAGUAUAUUUUUAUAUAUUAUAUUGUAAAAACACUGUCGUUUCUGUGGAAACAGAAUAUUUCAUCAUCGGUGACAUUGACAUGGAAUGCUUAAGAGUUGCAUGGGACUGGAACUGUUGCAUGUAAACCGCAAUUCAUUUUUACCAAAUUUGUGCAUUAUUUCAACUUGAUCUCAGUUGUCCUGGUAUUUUGAUCUUGUUUGGUUUUUUUUUUCAUUUUGUUUCAUCUUAUUUUUUUAUCUUUUGAAUGUUUUGUUUUUGUCUUUGAGAGGAGAGUCUCCCGAGGCUGUGUGACAGUGCAAUCUGGAAAGAAAGAACAUCAGAUUUUAUGUUAGGUUGUUAUUAUUAUUAUUAUUAUAUUAUUAUUAAUUUUUUGCACCGUUUGAAUAAAUUCUCAUUGUAUUUCAAGAACA
Molecule: messenger RNA, 6849 nt
Organism: Limanda limanda (common dab)
Lineage: Eukaryota; Metazoa; Chordata; Actinopteri; Pleuronectiformes; Pleuronectidae
Gene: otud7b
Product: OTU deubiquitinase 7B
Exons: 12
Coding region: 342-3122 (926 amino acids)
Biological process (GO): protein deubiquitination involved in ubiquitin-dependent protein catabolic process; protein K48-linked deubiquitination; protein K11-linked deubiquitination
Cellular component (GO): nucleus; cytoplasm
Molecular function (GO): cysteine-type deubiquitinase activity; DNA binding; K63-linked polyubiquitin modification-dependent protein binding
Source: RefSeq, a predicted model, not a curated record